AAUCUCUCCGUGCAAAUAGACGCGUAGAUGCGGAACAGAGAGGAAGAGAGAGCGAACAGAGGAAGAGGGGGCGGACGACCGGUGCCCUUCAUCACUAAAGCACACGUUUAUCCCGUUGUCGGUCUGUUGUGUCAUUUUAAUUAAGAGGAACUGGGACAGAGACCGUGAAAAUGGCGCAGCCGGACACCAAGAAGAUCUUCUUCGAGAACCUGUCGGGCGCGGGCAAAGCCAUCGCGGUGCUGACGAGCGGAGGAGAUGCUCAAGGGAUGAAUGCUGCUGUUCGUGCUGUCGUGCGAAUGGGGUUAUACGUGGGUGCAAAAGUUUAUUUCAUUCAUGAGGGAUAUCAGGGUAUGGUGGACGGUGGGGAGAACAUAAAGGAAGCCACAUGGGAAAGUGUUUCCAGCAUGCUACAAGUGGGUGGGACAGUUAUUGGCAGCGCCCGCUGCAAAGAGUUCCGCACUCAUGAGGGACGCCUGAAGGCUGCUCACAACCUGGUGCAGUACGGCAUCACCAACCUCUGUGUGAUCGGCGGGGAUGGCAGUUUGACCGGAGCCAACCUCUUCAGGGAGGAAUGGAGUGGACUGCUGUCGGAGCUGGUCGGCCAAGGUCUGAUCGAGGACGAAGCUGUUCAGAAGAACUCCGCCCUCCACAUCGUGGGGAUGGUCGGCUCCAUCGAUAACGACUUCUGCGGCACUGACAUGACGAUCGGCACAGACUCGGCUUUGCACAGAAUCAUAGAGGUGGUGGACGCAAUCAUGACAACCGCACAGAGUCACCAGAGGACAUUUGUGUUGGAGGUCAUGGGCAGACACUGUGGCUACCUGGCCUUAGUGAGUGCCCUCGCUUGUGGGGCAGACUGGGUGUUGAUCCCGGAGAUGCCCCCAGAGGACGGCUGGGAGGACAAGAUGUGUCAGAAACUGUCUGCGAACCGAGCAGGGAUGAAAAGGCUGAAUAUCAUAAUUGUAGCCGAAGGGGCGAUUGAUCAUAGCAACAAGCCCAUUACCACUGACUAUAUUAAGGAUCUUGUCGUCAAAUGUUUGGGCUUCGACACGCGGGUGACAAUUCUGGGUCACGUGCAGAGAGGAGGGACCCCAUCUGCUUUUGACCGCAUCCUGGCCAGUCGUAUGGGUGUGGAGGCUGUUUUUGCCCUGCUAGAGACCACAGCCAACACGCCAGCCUGUGUGGUGUCUCUGUGCGGGAACCAAUCGGUGCGUUUGCCUCUGAUGGAGUGUGUGCAGAUGACUCAGGAGGUCCAGAAGGCCAUGGACGAGAAGCGGUUUGAGGAGGCUGUCAAGCUUCGGGGCAGGAGUUUUGAAAACAACUUGAAGACGUACAAACUUCUGGCUCAUCGUAAACCAGAAUCUGAACUGCCAGUUAGCAACUUCAAUGUGGCAGUGCUGAAUGUCGGUGCCCCUGCGGCGGGCAUGAAUGCUGCGGUGCGUUCGGCUGUCAGGGUGGGCAUCUCUGAGGGGCACAAGAUGUUCGCCGUCAGCGAUGGGUUCGAAGGAUUAUCUAAGGGACAGAUCAGGGAGAUUAAAUGGGCUGAUGUUGGAGGAUGGACGGGACAGGGUGGAUCUCUACUGGGAACCAAAAGAACUCUCCCUGCAAAGCAUGUUGACAAAAUUGCUGAGCAGAUGAGAAAGAACAACAUUAAUGCAUUGCUCAUAAUUGGUGGAUUCGAGGCGUUUGAGAGUCUGCUGCAGCUGUAUGAGGCUCGUGCUACCCAUGAGGAGUUAUGCAUCCCGAUGUGUAUGCUGCCCGCCACCAUAAGUAACAAUGUACCGGGCACAGAUCUAAGUAUCGGGGCAGACACGGCCCUCAAUGCCAUCGUGGAGACUUGUGACCGCAUCAAGCAGUCGGCCAGUGGGACCAAGAGACGCGUGUUCAUCAUUGAGACCAUGGGAGGCUACUGUGGCUACCUGGCCAGUGUCGGAGGCCUGGCUGCUGGAGCAGACGCUGCCUACAUCUAUGAGGAGCCGUUUGACAUCAGAGACCUGCAGGCCAAUGUUGAGCAUCUGACAGAGAAAAUGAAGACGAGCAUUCAAAGAGGACUGGUCCUCAGGAAUGAGAACAGUAACGAGAACUACACUACAGACUUCAUCUACCAGCUGUAUUCUGAAGAAGGGAAGGGAGUGUUUGACUGCAGGAAGAAUGUGCUGGGUCACAUGCAGCAGGGAGGAGCCCCGUCUCCGUUCGACCGUAACUUUGGGACGAAGAUCUCAGCCAAGGCGAUGCAGUGGAUCACCAAGAAGCUGGUUGAGACGUUCAGACAAGAUGAAGGCCGAGUGUUCGCCAACACUGAGGACACCUGCUGUCUGUUGGGGAUGCGUCGCAGGGCUCUGGUCUUCCAGCCGGUCGUACAACUCAAGGGCGACACUGACUUUGUCCACAGGAUCCCCAAGGAGCAGUGGUGGCUGAAGCUGCGUCCCCUCAUGAAGAUCUUGGCCAAGUACAAGACGAGCUACGACGUCUCGGACUCCGGUCAGCUGGAGCACGUCGUACGCAACCGUCCCAAAGAGUCGGACGCUUCAGGAGCAAUGUGAAAGGCCCCCUGCGCUGCACGGGGGUCUGCGACGUGUGGUCUGUGUGUAAGAGUGAGGGUGUGUGUGUGUGGGCGUCAGUGUGCGUGUUGUAAAAGAGCUCCAGAUACCACAACCAACCGUGUUCAAUGCCCGUCUGUGUCAUUUCCCUGUGUGUGUCACUCUCCAUUUGAGUCCUGAAGAACUCAUGUGUUACUCUGUAGGCUCUGCAGCGCUCCUUAUGGACACACACGUGUACGCUCGGACACGCCGUACACACACACACACCUGUCCGGCCGUGCACUUGUGUGUCCUCGUUGCCCUGGAUGUUUAGUGUCAGCGUUGUUAGCAAAUUGCACUUUCCCUGUCUCCAGUCGCAUGAGGACAGAAACGACACUGUAUCUUCUGUACAAACCAGUGUGUGAGUGUGUGAGUGUGUGUGUGUGUGUGUGUGUGUGUGUCUGCCUAGAACCAGUGAGAUGCUCUGUAUAUUCAGUCAGACUGACGCAGUCUUACUGCUACAUGUCUAGAGAAAGGCGUGCUGCGCUUCACACAGAAACUAAUAUUUAUCUUUUUAACAUUGUUAUUAUUUUGCUUGUAAUCAUGGGUAUAUAUAUAUAUAUAUAUAUAUAUAUAUUAACUGUCGGCACUGCUGUACUGAGUAGCUGUCUGUCAAACUGCACCAACAAGAUAGAUGUCAGAGAAUAAUGUUUCCCACAGAUUAAAACCAGACAGUGUAACCUGCUGA
Messenger RNA from Hippoglossus stenolepis (Pacific halibut), 3267 nucleotides. RefSeq names its product phosphofructokinase, platelet a (gene pfkpa). Gene Ontology annotation, biological process: canonical glycolysis; fructose 6-phosphate metabolic process; fructose 1,6-bisphosphate metabolic process. NCBI's taxonomy places the organism in Eukaryota, Metazoa, Chordata, Actinopteri, Pleuronectiformes, Pleuronectidae. Gene Ontology annotation, cellular component: 6-phosphofructokinase complex; cytoplasm; membrane. The transcript is spliced from 23 exons. Bases 171 to 2543 code for a protein of 790 amino acids. Gene Ontology annotation, molecular function: 6-phosphofructokinase activity; identical protein binding; fructose-6-phosphate binding. The record is from RefSeq and is a predicted model, not a curated record.